This is a messenger RNA of Archocentrus centrarchus (flier cichlid), 3311 nucleotides long. RefSeq names its product vasodilator stimulated phosphoprotein b (gene vaspb). The transcript is spliced from 14 exons. Bases 512 to 1837 code for a protein of 441 amino acids. Gene Ontology annotation, molecular function: SH3 domain binding; profilin binding. Lineage: Eukaryota; Metazoa; Chordata; Actinopteri; Cichliformes; Cichlidae. Gene Ontology annotation, biological process: positive regulation of actin filament polymerization; neural tube closure; axon guidance. The record is from RefSeq and is a predicted model, not a curated record.
AGCUGGCGGUUGGGCCGGACUCCAGUGAAUUUACAUUGUCCUACCGAGCGCCCGAGAGAAGCCUGCCGCUUACAUACAGCUUGAAUCCCCAGAAGCAGAGCGGUAAAGCAGCUGAAAGUGUGAGAGCAGAAGUUCCGGUUUUACUAUAGCCACGUUCAUUCCCGUUUUCACCUCUUUAAAUGGUAGAAACCACUGUGUGAGAUAGUGAUUGGAGUUGACAAGCCCGCUUCACUACUGUAUCCCCCCCCUCCUUCUCCUCCUUCUCCUCCUCCUCCACCCCUCCUCCUCCUCCCGCUCAACACACAGCAACCAGGAAAUCGUCGAGGUGUGCUUCUCUUAUCCCGCUUGUGACUACCCCGUUCGCGGGUGUCGAUGCGGCUUCCCCCUCUCUCUCUUUUUUGGUCGCUUUUUUAUUUUUUUAAUUCCGCUGGUUUGACUCGUCAAGCCGGGCUUCACCUCUGAAGUCAGCCAAAGUUGCCUACGAGGAGAAGAUCUCCACUCUGGCCGAACAAUGAGUGAGUCAAGUAUUUGCCAGGCUCGGGCCACUGUGAUGAUCUAUGAUGAUGGCAAUAAGAAGUGGCUUCCUGCAGGAACUGGACCCCAAACCUUCAGCAGAGUCCAGAUCUAUCACAACCCAACCAACAAUGCCUUUAGGAUAGUGGGGCGCAAGAUGCAGACAGAUCAGCAGGUUGUUAUAAACUGUCCAAUCGUUAGAGGCCUCAAGUACAAUCAGGCCACACCUAAUUUUCACCAGUGGCGGGAUGCCCGACAAGUGUGGGGACUCAACUUUGGCAGCAAGGAGGACGCUACUCUAUUUGCCAAUGGCAUGAGUCACGCUCUGGAGGUCCUCAACUCCAUGGCAGAUGCAGGUUAUGCUACCCUCCCCCGCCCUGUGUCAAAUGGGCCUUCUCCAGAAGAGCUUGAACAACAGCGGAGGUUGGAACAGCAGGAAUGGGAGCGACAGGAGAGAGAAAGACAGGAGCGGGAGCGGCUGGAAAGAGAGAGGCUGGAAAGAGAGAGACAAGCUGCUGCAGUUCCUCCAGCUCCUCCUGUGGCCACUGGUGGCCCCGCUCCUCCACCAGCUCCUCCUCCACCCCCAGGACCUCCUCCACCCCCUGGCCCUCCUCCAGCUCCUGGCCCUCCUCCAGGCGUUGGCAUCCCUCCCCCUCCAGGACCACCUCCCACAGGACCUCCCCCUGCACCACCCCUGCCCAUUUCAGGUAGUGGAAAUGACAUCGGCGAUGGGUCAGGAGGGGGAGGUGGAGGCGGAGGCGGAGGCUUGGCAGCUGCCUUAGCUGGAGCUAAACUCCGCAAAGUACCCAAGCAGGAUGAUGGCGCUUCUGCAGCUCCAGUAGCCAGAACUGACUCCAGCCGCAGCAGCAUCACCUCUAUUGGAGGAGGAGGAGGAGGUGGUGGUGGAGGAAGCGGUGGAGGAAGCAGUGGAGGAGGCGGCGGUGGCGGUUUGAUGGGUGAAAUGAGUGCCAUCUUGGCACGAAGGAGAAAAGCAGCAAAUACUGUAGAGAAGCCACCUGUGAAACCACAAGAUAAUGAUGAUUCAGAGUCUCAAGGUCAAAGUGACACCAUUAGAAGACCUUGGGAGAAACCUUCCAUGACCAGGAAUAACUCCAUCCCCAAGAGCAUGGACUCCACUUCCCCAUUGCCCCAAGUUUUCAGGGCAAAGGGUGCAAGCAACAAUAAUGACGCAAGUGGAACAGAUGACUCGGAUUUAGAGAAAAUGAAACAGGAGAUCUUGGAGGAAGUGCGGAAAGAACUACAAAAAGUCAAAGAGGAAAUUAUUGGAGCCUUUAUUCAGGAGCUUCAGAAGAGAAGCACAUAGUUCUGCUGAGCAUCAGGUGUAACGGAGGGAUGCAAUAGAUGGAGAUGAUCGAGGCCUGUUAAGGUCUCUCCUCCACAUCACCCUCUUAUGUAGCCCAGGGAUUUCUCUUUAUCUUCUACACAUUUUCUCUCAUCUCUCUCUCUUUUACACAAACACAUGAGCAUAUGUGCUUAUCUGUACAACAUGCAUAUUCACUUCAUGUUAGUGGUAACCCAGGGAACCUCCUCAAGUCAGCGUUUGGCACUUCUGACGUUCACUCAAUUUUAAUGCAGCGGUGAUGAUCCCGUGUGUACCAUCUCUUCCUGCUCAGUCAUCCCGUCCCUCAUGUCCUCUGUGCGUUCUGUUCAUCUGAACCAUUUCAGAGCACAUAACUACAGCCAGAGUUGUCCUUGCAGUUUGCCAUCUUUAACACCUCUUUGUUGCAGAACCCCUGCUGCUUGUGUCCUCUCCCUUCUGCUAUCAGAUGCAUUAUUUUUACUGAUAGAGAAGUUUUCAGUAUUCAGCCACACUGUAUUAGUCAUAUUUUUUACUGUAAUGGCAAGAGGCUGGCAUGCUGGGAUAAUUUUCUCCCUUUCUCAGUUGGCAUAAAUAUGUUGAGGCUUCUGCAAGUAGGCUGCUGUGUGUAAUGGCAGUUGGAGGUGGGGAAAAAAAAACCAUCAAAUCGGUCGGAUCAGUGAAGCCAUCUUCUUUAUUAGUGCAGCAUAUCUCAAGUCAAGUGGACUUUGAGCUCCGGCCAAUGACUGACAACACAAGCCUUCACACUCUUGCAGCACAGAGAUACUCGAGGAAGAGGAGACAAGCAAAGGGAAGUUAAUGCUCAACCAGAGUGCUGUGGAAGAGGAGUGCGUUGUAAUUUUAUGAUGUGUGAGAAACUUAUUCUCUUUGCAUUGCACUUGUUCCUGAGGAAGUGUGUCUGUGUGCCACACUGCCUUGAUAGACUAUUCCCUCUUACUCGAAAUGAGACAUUAUUCGCUGGCCAGUGCGACGGUCCUGCUGUCCGCCGUGCUUUCGCUUGUUGUUUUUCUUCUAUUCUAGUGUUGUUUUCUAAUUUUGAAACAUGAAAAAUGGCCAUGAUGAGGUCAAGUGAUUUGGCCAUGACCAACUGCCUUGAGAAUAAAUAUAUAAAUAUAUAUAUAUGGAAAAAUAUAUAUUUGUUUUGAGGGAAAUGUUAGCAAAAAAAAGAAAUGGUGUUUCUAUUUUAAUUGAAAUGACUGGUGAAUGGGGAUUUCAUUUUCUUUUCCUUUUUUUUUUUUUUUUCAAUGAUUUGUUUUCUUAUGAAAUGUAAUUUUUUGUUUAAUGUUUCUUUUUUUCUAAUAGAGUCUAGGCUUUUUACACUGAAAAAUAAAGAAAACAGCUUAGAGACACUGGAUUAGAUAUGCCUUUAUAGUCGAAUACAGCUGCUUCUUGAAAUGCAUCAUUGUCUGGAGUCAUCUUUUCUAUUUUCCUGUUGUAAAAAUAAAAAGUCUUCAAAUUU